Messenger RNA from Monopterus albus (swamp eel), 1951 nucleotides. It is a transcript of the gene fam110a, whose product is annotated as family with sequence similarity 110 member A. NCBI's taxonomy places the organism in Eukaryota, Metazoa, Chordata, Actinopteri, Synbranchiformes, Synbranchidae. Bases 307 to 1572 code for a protein of 421 amino acids. The record is from RefSeq and is a predicted model, not a curated record. The transcript is spliced from 2 exons.
AACAGGUUUGUCUUGCUCUUCUAAAUGGUUUCAACCACAUUCACACACACACACUCACACUCCUCCAACAGGACAACACAGUGCGAUCGCUGAGCUAAAAGCAGAAACCCAGGCGAAGUGCAGGAGCUCGUCGGGACCAGUCCAGGAAACCCAAAUGACGAGGAUCUAGAGCUCAACUGAGAUGCUCUUAAAAAAUGGAAGCUGCUCAUCAGACAUCUACACAGAGGCACAGUUUACGGUUUCUGCAGAAUAAAGGGCAUUUAUUUUAAAGACCUGUAAACAGAAAGUAGACAAGUGUUUAACAAAAUGCCUGUGGACUCUGUCCAGCGACCAGCCAGGACUGCUGCUACACCCGCACGCUUACGGGCCAAGGGGCCAGUGGGGCCAGUGGGGCCACACUUCUAUCGGCAAAGCUCGAAGGCAGAGGGCAGACCGAAGCAGAGUGCCGUGGAGAGGCUGGAAGCAGACAAGGCUAAAUAUGUCAAGAGCCAGGUGGCUCUUUCAAAGCAGCAGCCAAUUAGGCCUCCUGAGGUUCAGAGGUCCCUCCGGAACCAUAGCACCCCCCUGCAGCCCACCAGGAAGUCACCCGCCCAAACAAAAACAAAGCAGGAGGGCGUCCAGCUUGACUUGGAGCACCUAACUAACCUCAUCAGUGUUGUGCAUGAUGGACUCCAGUCUAGUACGACUGCAGGCUCAGAGGACAGUAAAGUUCCUGACUGUGCGACCCCUGCACACAGCUCCCCUUGUCCCAUACCUGCAGGGGCACAACGGAAAAAGGAGAGGUUGCCUCCCCCUGUCCGCCCUGACAGGUCUAGUUCUGCCAAGGUGAGGUUAAAAGCCUCUGGACCUGCCAAGGUGGAGAGUGCAGGCCUUCCUGGGACUCCAGCUGCAGGGACAGUACGCAGAGUGGACGUCAUCCCUCAGGCCAGCCCUGUGAAGACACCCUGCAGACCACCUCUGUUCAUGAGGCAGCCCCUUCAGCCCACACCAUCUCAUUUUCAGUUACCACUCCGCUCAACUGCUUCACACCUGCAACUUUUCCACUCCAGGACAACACUGCAUUCUUCUCCUCUGAGACCUGUCGUUGCCCCCCCUAAACCUGACAACACUCCCUCCUCUCCAGCUGGAACCCCUGUCUCUGCUAAACCUGGCCCCACCCUUCCUGUUUUGCCUCCCCUCUCCCCGGCAAUUACACGUCUGUCCUCCUCCAGCUCCAGGAAACGCCCGUCUCUGACCCGUUCUAAAUCGGACAUGAGCGACCGGUUCUCCCGAGCUGGGACCGAACUGGAGCGCUUCUUCAACCUGUGCGGUUUGGACCCAGCAGACCUGCGGGAGUUGACUGGAUCUAGUUCUGACAUUGUGUCCCUUGCUCGUUUUCAAAGCGUGAGCGCGCCAGGGUCUGAGUGUGCCGGCUCCGGUAGAGAAGAUGAAGAUGAGGAGGAGGAUGCUGGCAAUGCUGCAGACCGUGCUCCCUACGGUGUGUCUGUCAUUGAGAGAAAUGCAAGAGUGAUUAAAUGGCUGUAUGGACUCCGUCAGGCCAAGGACAAUGCAAAUAAGAGCACCAACCUGUAGGAUGGUGCUAAAUGGUCUAUAAGCUGUAAAACAAAAGUCAAGAUUUCAACAUGUCACAGUUACAGAACACAUGAGGUGAUGGGAUCCCGUGUUUAAAUUUGAAGUAAACUGAGGUAUGUGAAGGAUGUAAACUGCCUGACAAGUAGCUCAUGCUGAUUUGGUUGUUCUUUGUUCUGAUUGGGGUUUUUUGUUUUGUUUUUAUUUGACAAAAUUUGAAAUUUGGUGAUUUACAUUUUGUUGCUGAGAAAAAGUCUUAAAUUUUUGUGUUAUUUUGACUUUUCAAAUAUGUUUGAAUUUCACAACUUUACAAUUGUAGCUGUGGUCAACAAACCACAUUCUGCUGUAAAUGGACAGCAUUAAAAACUAAAUGAUGUAAGCA